AUGUUAAUCGAUUCGAUGCUUGCGGAUAAUGAAGAAGGGAAGAUUUUUAUUAAACAACAGUACCAAGUUCAAAAAUUGACAAACAGCGAAAAUGGAUCUGCGAAACGUCACAAAUCGGUCCAUCGAUUACAACGCAAUGGGUGCAAGGAUAACGAAUGUGCGAAGUUAUUCCGACGAUCGAGUAGUCAAAGUGACAGAUGUCAUCAAAGUGUUCGUAAUUCGAUUGAUUCACAAGAUUCAAAUUCGAAAUUGAGUUCGUUAACAAGUGAACAAUUGGUUUGUUCGGAUGACAGCGAAGAAGAUCUACGUUUAGAAAAGACCGGAUGGUUGAAUGUGAAACAUUGGCUAACUGUAUCAGAUCAGGAGAUUGUUCAAUUAGCACCGAAACAGUCGUGGAAACGAUUUUGGAUUUGGUUGAAAGAGUGUCAUCUUCAUAUCUACAAUGAUUAUUUAGAUAAAAAUCCUCAUUUGAUUUUAAACAUGAUCGAUGGUCUUUGCUAUCCGUACCCGGAAUAUCGACAUCGACAGAAUGUUUUUAGUUUGACUGUGAAUACGGGUGAUAUCUAUUUAUUACAAUCUUGCAAUCAAAUUGAGAUCGACCAAUGGAUUGAUUGUAUUCAUUCUAAUUGCCUAUUGAAGUUAAAUUAUCAUUCCCUGCAGACAAAUAUCAGACAACUAGAGAAUCAGAUCGUAUAUGAGAGAAAAAUGCUGCAAACAACUUGUGUGCAAUUAAAAUUAUCGACGAAUGAUCAAAUAUAUUCCUUUCUCUCUCAACAAAUCGAACAACGCGAACGAGAUUUCGAAAGAUUUUGCAUCGAUCUCUUUCGAAACAAUUGUUAUCUAACGAUUUUUCCCAACAAUUCAAACUAUUUUCCCAAUUCCACCGAUCUGCUUGCACAAAUUACAUCAACAACGAAAUUUUUCUUAUGCGGCCUCGAUGCUUUCACACCUUGCGGUUUAUAUACCUACGUUCUCUCUCGGCAAGCGUCAAAACAUCGAACAAUUUACCAAACAGUCCUCUACGACUCCGAUCCUCAACGGGUUCGUUCGAAUUCUCAUUUGACCAUCAUCUCAGAUUAA
This is a messenger RNA of Adineta ricciae, 1080 nucleotides long. NCBI's taxonomy places the organism in Eukaryota, Metazoa, Rotifera, Eurotatoria, Adinetida, Adinetidae. The record is from the annotation of a GenBank genome assembly.